UUUUGGGAGCCACAUUUGGCGCGAAGAGCAUUAGUGAUCACGUUUCAAACAAUAGGCGUCACUCAAAAACGGUUAAGUGUCGGCAAUUAUAAAUUGAAUUCUUUUAGCAAUAUGGAAGAAGCAAUAGCAGCUCGAUUGAAGCCCUUUGUUAUCAGUAGUAAUGAUGCUUUGGAAUUCAAAUUCAUUCGAAAGGUGGAGGACUUGGAAGACGAUAGUACGACAUUUAAACCAGAUAUGUCUCAUCAAGUGUUUGGAGAUUGCGAAACAUUAUUUGGCUACAAAGAUCUGAAUGUAAAACUUUAUUAUACAGCUGGUUCAUUAGAAACGUAUCUGGGUAUGACUUAUUCUGAGAAAGUGAACAAAUUGAUUUGCGAGGAUGUUGAGCCUGAUGAAGUUUUGCAAAAAAUAUCGGAAAAACUUGCCCCUAAUGUACAUGAAAAUAUCGAUACGUUUGUCAAAUCUCUGUCAAAAGAUGAGAAUUUUAAGCCAGCUGGGGAAUUAAUAUAUUCCUUUUCAAUCGAUGAUAAUUUUCAAAUAAGAACUUUUGAAGUAUAUAAGGCCGAUAUGAGUUAUAAAAAUUUUAAAGAAUAUCAUCUGCGUUUACAAACCUUUCUUUUGUGGCAUGUCGAUGCUGCAAAUUUCAUUGAUAUCGACGAUGAUCAAUGGCAUUAUUUUAACAUGUUUGAAAGAUAUAAAACGGAAGGCGAUUCUGUGCGAUACGCAACAAUUGGCUUUGCAACUGUUUAUCAGUAUUAUGCUUAUCCUCACCAUACAAGACCUCGUAUUUCUCAGGUUUUAGUGUUACCACCUUUUCAAAAUAUUGGACUUGGUAGUCAUUUAUUGAGAGCUAUUUAUCGUGAAUAUAUUAAUCGUAAGGAAGUAAAAGACAUCACAGUGGAAGAUCCAUCUGACGAUUUUCAACGUUUGCGGGAUUAUGUUGAUGCGACAAAUUGCAGUACAUUGUCUAGUUAUGCAAAGUAUAAUCUUAGAGAAGGUUUCAAUAAACUAAUGGCGUCGGAAGCAAGAGAAAAAUUUAAAAUAAAUAAGAAACAAGCUCGGAGAGUUUAUGAAAUUUUACGAUUGAGAGCAACAGACUUGUCCAACGAUUUUGAAUAUCGCGAUUACCGACUGGAUGUGAAAAAGAGACUUAACAUACCAUAUAAACGAGAACAAAAUGACUUGAAAAAAUUGGAAGCAGCUUUAAAAACCAAUGAUAAACGUCCAGGAGUUAGUCUUCCUAUACAAGAGCAGCGUAUGCAGAUUCUCGAUAAGGAAUAUCGUGCUUUAGAAGAGGAAUAUAAAAAAGUCAUUAAAAGGUUGGAUAAGACAUCCGAUUGAUAUUGCUAGUCGGUUGGAGGGAUAUAAAAAAAAAA
Molecule: messenger RNA, 1373 nt
Organism: Ceratosolen solmsi marchali
Lineage: Eukaryota; Metazoa; Arthropoda; Insecta; Hymenoptera; Agaonidae
Gene: Hat1
Product: histone acetyltransferase 1
Exons: 7
Coding region: 112-1338 (408 amino acids)
Biological process (GO): subtelomeric heterochromatin formation
Cellular component (GO): nucleus
Molecular function (GO): histone acetyltransferase activity; histone binding
Source: RefSeq, a predicted model, not a curated record